Messenger RNA from Ectocarpus siliculosus, 1177 nucleotides. NCBI's taxonomy places the organism in Eukaryota, Phaeophyceae, Ectocarpales, Ectocarpaceae. The record is from the annotation of a GenBank genome assembly.
GUGGUAGUGUUGGGAGCAUGCGUUUGAAGCGCAACGCCGAGGAGGAUGCGCGCUGACGGGCCGAUUAUUCGUGGUGGAUGGCCACCACUCUUGCCGGCGUUAGUUGUCUGCACAUGUUCCGCGUGCUGGUAGCAGUCUAGCCGUAUCUCUGUCCGUAUUGCACCCAUUUCACGCGAAUGUGCGUGCGACGUGCCAGGCAGACGCAUUCCCCCAUUCGGCAUGAAUCCGAUACCACCUCCCAUUAUCAGCGCUUCAUUCUGUGGUUUUCAUGAGAAUUUGGCGGGACCUGGCUCGUUUUUUUCUGCGCCGACGAAUGACGAGAGCUAUGUUUUCACCGCGUUCCCUCCACCCAUUGUAUGGCCACUACAAUGUAACGUACCGUUUUUCCCGUUGAACCCGUCCUUCCUACGCGUAACCCUGAUUUCAGGUGUGCCGAAGGACACCAAUGUCUCGGGAAGCUCGCGAGUUCGCCCUCGCGGGCGUGGCCACGUCUCCAAAGGCCGCGGCUUUCACGGGGGCAGAUCUGCAGGCUAUCAUCGACACCGCUCAGCUGGCCGCGAUACACUCGUACCUAGAGGCCCUCCACCCAAAGAGCGAUGAGGCGCCCAAGCUGGAGGGGGGGGACAGCGGCACCAAGGGCUUUGGCCAAGGAAUGCAGCGCGCUGCGACCGACGGUGGUAGCCGUGGUAGCGGUAGCAGUAGGGCACGAGCGUCAACUGAAGCGCUGGCGGUGGACCUCAAACCUUCCUUGGAAGGGACAGCGGCGGAGGAACGCGGAAGAAUUGACACGGGAAGCGGGGCACAGGGAGCAGAUGGAAAAAUCAUUCUAGAGGACGGCUCAGGAAACGAUACUGUGAACGGUUUUGGGCACAGUCCGGAGAAUGGACCUGGGAUCCAUCCUUUGGCGAACGUUCCGGCAAGCGGCGCCAGCGCCGGCGUCGAUCUUCCAGCCCCAAGACAUAGAGAUGACAGGACUGGAGGUAAAAAGAGAGGGGGAGUCGAGGUCUCCGCCGACAAUGUGUGGGCGGCGUUCUUGUCCACCCGGCCGUCACUGUCGGCCGAGGACCGAGCACGGUACGACUUGGCGUACCGAAAGUUUCGAGGUGGGUCGCGGCCGGCAGAAUUUAACCCGAUCAGCUCGGUCGAUGAUGGUACCCUCCGAACCGCCUUGAAGUAG